Venustampulla echinocandica is the source of this 1185-nucleotide messenger RNA. RefSeq lists its product as uncharacterized. The coding region runs from base 1 to 1185 and encodes 394 amino acids. The record is from RefSeq and is a predicted model, not a curated record. The transcript has a single exon. Lineage: Eukaryota; Fungi; Ascomycota; Leotiomycetes; Helotiales; Pleuroascaceae. Gene Ontology annotation, biological process: vesicle-mediated transport; mitotic spindle elongation. Gene Ontology annotation, cellular component: Golgi membrane.
AUGCCAGCGGACUACAGCUCAACAGCAAGAGCACUCGCCCUCCCUAUAUCCCCAAUUCCCUCUCCCUCUCCCGAAUCAGAGAACACGCGUCCGGCCUGGACCCGACGAAUAUCGACCUCCACCCGACGCUCGCCCUACUCCCAACCAAGCCGAGUCCACAUCUCCCUACAAUCACAAAUCAUCGACAAUGGCUAUAAAAUCCAGCGCCGGCUCCUCAAGAUCUUCCAAUCCCUAUCACUCCUUCAGCAAAUUCUCACCGUCCUCGUCAGCCUCACUUGCUUUGUCCUCUCAAUCCUCUUCCUCGUAUAUAAUGAGCGAAUCUUCCACGCCUUCGCGCCCGUUGCGGUGAAAUGGAAGGCUAUGACGGGAGGCUGGAUGAUCCUCUGGGCCUUGACAUUCAUAGCUGCUUUCCCGCCUCUAAUCGGGUACAGCUCAGCCGUGACGAUCUCGGGGUUCGUGUACGGCUUCCCAGCAGGAUGGUACAUCGUAUCGACAGCGACCGUGGCCGGGUCACUAGCCUCAUUCAUAUCCUCGCGGACGAUAUUCUCCUCGUACGUCCAUCGGCUUGUAGGUCAGGAUAAGCGUUUUGAGGCCCUCGCUCUAACGCUCAAACACGACGGCAUUAAAAUCCUCGUCAUGAUCCGGCUCUGUCCUCUGCCAUACAGUCUCAGCAACGCAGCCAUGUCUACAUUCCCCACCGUUCACCCCUUAUCCUUUGCCCUCGCAACCGCACUGUCCACUCCCAAACUCCUCAUCCACGUCUUCAUCGGCAGCCGGCUCGCGAUUAUUGCCGAGAACGGUGGUACCAUGGGCGCCGGUACGAAAGCCAUAAACUACAUUUCCAUCAUCUUCGGUGCUAUCAUGGGCGCCGCUGUCGGAUAUAUAAUAUAUAAUCGAACGAUAGCGAGGGCGAAGGAACUGGAGAUCGAAGAAAUGGAGGCUGGGAGACGAGAGAGUUCUGCAUCGGCUGGUGGGGAAAGAGGCUAUAAUGAUGCGGAUGAGUCGGAUGCUGCGGCCCUGAUGGAUGGGGACGAUAUUUCGCUAUGGGAUAAUGAGGAUGGAUGUGAGAAUCGGGGUGCCGGGUAUAGGGAUGAGUUUACUGAUGAUGAUGAAGAUGUUUUUGCCAGCGGGGACCAAGAUGAGCCUGCGAAGAAAGGUAGAGGGAAACAUUUAGAUGCAUUGUAG